AUGGCCGAGAUCUCAAUUUGGUCUUGGGAAUCUCUGCGGGUAUUUGAGAACCCAAUUCUGUCAAUUACCAAGAUUGUCCUAAUUCUACAGAAAGAUGGCGGCGUGAGACAUGUCUUCGUUAACCUGGGGUCUGACCACCCUUCCAUUCUGGAGGCCAUGGUGAAAGGCCAGAAAGAAAAGAGGGAUCAAUUCCCAAGAAUUAUUACUUGUCCCAAUGAGAUGGUGGCCUUGUCGAUGGCCGAUGGCUAUGCGCGAUUGACCGGUCAGCCCCAAGCUGUGAUUGUUCAUGUCGAUGUCGGAACACAGGGACUUGGCGCAGCAGUGCAUAAUGCCUCGUGCGGGCGCGCUCCGGUUCUCAUCUUUGCUGGUCUUUCACCUUAUACUAUCGAGGGUGAAAUGAGAGGCUCGCGAACAGAGUACAUCCACUGGAUCCAAGAUGUGCCCGAUCAGAAACAGAUUGUUGCGCAAUACUGUCGGUAUACCGGUGAAAUCAAAACCGGCAAAAAUGUUAAGCAGAUUGUGAACCGCGCACUUCAAUUCGCGACUAGUGACCCACAGGGCCCUGUGUAUCUGAUGGGAGCACGAGAAGUGAUGGAAGAGGAGAUCGAGCCGUAUCAGUUGAACCAGAAUCAUUGGAAUCCUGUGUCGCCAACAGCGCUGCCCGCUUCUGGAGUGGAAUUCAUUGCCUCUGAACUUGCGGCAGCGAAGAACCCGUUGGUUAUUGCCGGAUACUCGGGGAGAAAAGCUCAGUCAGUGACUGAGCUGGUCAAUUUGGCUACCAACUUCAAGGGAAUCCGAGUCCUGGAUACAGGUGGUAGUGACAUGUGUUUCCCUGCCGAUCACCCAGCAUGGCUCGGAAUGAAGUAUCCUGGGCACGAAUUGGUCGAAACCUCCGACCUCAUUCUAGUUAUUGAUUGCGAUGUUCCAUGGGUUCCCACGCAAUUCAAACCAUCACCAUCAGCCAAGAUCAUUCACAUUGAUGUUGAUCCUUUGAAGCAACAGAUCCCGGUCUUCUACCUCAAUGCAAUGGCAACCUUCCGUGCCGAAUCCUCUAAUGCCCUGAAGCAGAUCAAUGACUAUGUUGCCUCGCAGGCGUCUUUACAGCAGUUUAUCGGCUCCAUUGAGAACGUGACUAUGGGCAAGCGCCGGGACGAGGAGUACCUCCAACGCCGACAAGCGAUUCAAGCAUUAGCUGCCGUACCCGAAGGCGGGGAUGAUGCUUCAUUGAACAUCAAUUAUCUCAUGGGACAAGUUCGCCAGGGUGUUCCCGACGAUACUAUUUGGGCCAUCGAGGCUGUGACAUGUAGCCAGUUUGUUGCUGAUCAGGUGUCCGCUACCCUGCCCAACUCAUGGAUCAACUGCGGAGGAGGUGGCCUUGGAUGGUCCGGAGGUGGUGCCCUUGGAAUCAAGCUCGCCAGUGAUGUGCAGCAUGGAGGUCCUGGAAAGGGCAAAUUCAUCUGCCAAGUUGUUGGCGACGGCUCAUUCUUAUUCUCCGUGCCUGGAUCUGUCUACUGGGUUGCUCGCCGAUAUGGAAUUCCCAUUUUGACCAUCGUCUUAAACAACAAGGGCUGGAAUGCUCCUCGACGCAGCAUGUUGCUUGUUCACCCUGAGGGUGAUGGCUCCCGUGCAACGAACGAAGACCUCAACAUUUCAUUUGCACCUACACCUGAUUAUGCAGGUAUCGCCAAGGCUGCCGCGGGUGGUGAGUUGUGGGCUGGGCGUGCAUCCACGGUGGCCGAGCUGGCGCAGAAGCUCCCAGAUGCCAUCAAAAGUGUUCUUGAGGGCAAAGCAGCAGUUCUGGAGACGCAGCUUGAUGGGUCAUCUGGUAAAUAUGUUGAGCAAUCUUGA
Molecule: messenger RNA, 1848 nt
Organism: Penicillium salamii
Lineage: Eukaryota; Fungi; Ascomycota; Eurotiomycetes; Eurotiales; Aspergillaceae
Source: the annotation of a GenBank genome assembly